AUGGUAUACCGCUACUCCCUCUUGCGGCCUAAGUCUGUAUUAUCAUUCAUUGCAUCCCUAGCUUUCUGCGAAAGCACAUUUUUAGACUGUAGCGCUGGUCCCUUGAGCGAAAACGGUGUUUGUGAUACAUCUCUUGAUCGCAUAUCUCAGGCCAGGUCCCCUGUGGAGGCCAAGACACCGGAAGAGAAAAUCAAUAAUACCCGCUAUGAUUCACCGGGUGUCUCUCGACUGGGUCUCCCAGCGUACAACUGGUGGAAUGAGGUCCUACAUGGCGUGGCGAAGAAACAUGGCGUAUCAUCCUCCGACAGCGGCAACUACAGGUAA
Aspergillus alliaceus is the source of this 324-nucleotide messenger RNA. RefSeq lists its product as uncharacterized. The record is from RefSeq and is a predicted model, not a curated record. The coding region runs from base 1 to 324 and encodes 107 amino acids. Lineage: Eukaryota; Fungi; Ascomycota; Eurotiomycetes; Eurotiales; Aspergillaceae. The transcript has a single exon.